AAGCACAAAUACGCUGCGAGGGCCGCAAACGAGUACAAAGGUAUUACUUCGCACAAUGUUUCUGAAGCCGCUUUUCUGGUUUUUGAUUGGUAGCACUUAGCAGGAUACUGCAAAGAACAGCUGUGAUGAAUGCAUGGUCACAUCAGCCCAUGGAACAUUUUUACGGAGGAAGGAAUGCUCGUACCACAGAAUACCUACGUGACGGUUCACUGACGUUAGCUUUGAAGCCGACUGUGCUGCAUUGAAUGAUGGCUGAAAACCCCUUUGUUGCGUCUCAAGGAACUGGCUCUGGGCAUCUCUUGGAAUAUCCCAAAGGCUUUAACGAGAUUCAAAGUGCGGACAUCGACAUGCAGUUUGUUGGAACAUGUUCCAAGGUCAAUCUGACCUGCUUAUUCCAGUGUACCUAUCAAGUUCUCAAAGCGAACAGUUCUGCCAGUGAUCUCCCUGUGGUCGUGGGCCUCAACAAACAACCUCAGGAUGUUGUAGCGUUCUGCCAGGAAAAUGCAUACGGCAUUGUGUCUGAAAUUGGUGCAGCUAUUGACAAGUGCUUGCUGCAGGCACUGGGAAAAGACAUUAAUGCUGCUGGCCUGUAUGGUUUGGCCUUUGUUAGAUGUGGAGAAUUUGAGGAUGCUGCAUUUAUAACUUUUGUGAAGAACAACCAGCUAGUCAUAAAAUACCUUGUUUCUUUCAAGCUAGGUAUGGCUUCGAGCUUUGCUGAUGUACUAAAUAUAAAAUUGCACAAGUUGGGCGUGUCCGAUUCCUGUCGGCUGGUAGCAGCAACUGUUGACAGAGAUUGCUUUCAUAUGGAGGAGAUCGAGGCCUUAUUAAGUGCAAAAAAGGACCGCACAAAUGCGCUCCUCGAGUUUCACUGUGUUAUUUAUAAGUUAGAGUCUGUGCUGGGUCACGCACUGCAGAAGUCUAUGCUGGAUGACCCUCAAGUAGCCAUUAUAGCCAAUCUGUGCAACAUGCUGAAGAACCUGGCUCUAGCUGAUGACCUCAACCUUGGAGAUGCGAUGUUUCAAGGCCCAGAGUCAUCAACGAGCACAUUUUUUAACUACAAGACUCUGGUUACGCUGCACAAUCACUGGCUGGACAUCGUGACCAAAUUGAACAAAGUUUUGGUGGAUUCGCUCGUGGAAGACGACCGUCAGGUGAUCUCUUUCAUUCUGGCCACCCUCAAGUCGACGACUUUCAUAGUGAACCUGGUGUUUUACAUCGAGCUCUUCCGAAGCCUACAUGAGUGGACAAGCCGGGUGGUGGUGCUGGGCAUCCCUGCUUACCAGGUACUCAACGAGUUGCAGGGUGCCUCGAGCACGCUCCGCCACCACACCGCCACGGGUGGCGUUCGCGUCGAGGAACUGCUUGAGGAACUGCGACAAAGCUGCGGCCGCUAUCGCGGUGUCGACAUUAGCUGCGAUCUGGACGAGGCGCUGUUCACGGCCACUAUGAACAGGGUGUGCAGCCUCAUGGCCGAGAUCCUAGACGACAUCGUGCGCCAGACCAGCCCGUCGAUCAGCAAGUUCAGCAUUCUGGACCCUAAGGUGUGGCCAGUGGACUCGUGUCAGCUAGACGACUUUGGGUUCGACUCGAUAAAAGCGCUGGCGCGAGAGUAUCGCUACUCGCUGCUGGAUAAUGUCGACGUGUUCCAAGAAUGGGGAUCAUACAAGCGGACGGUGCAUAAUUCGUUUGUGACGCAGCUGAGAGACAACUUCGAUGCCCUGGCCGUCAGGAUGGUGUCUUCUUUCAAAAGCUUGUACCCCGGCAUUGUGACGCUUCUGAGCGCGGCAACAUUGCUGUGUCCUGCAUCUAACGUCCUUCAAAAGUGCACCCAACUCCUGUUGGAAGGCGAGCAGAGCGAAGAAGUGCGAAACAUACAGAUCAAUGGUCCACCCGUAGGGUCAUGGUCAGCGGCUGCGGCGCUGUCGUUUUUGUUGCAAGAACGUUGUGUUGAACAAACUGCCCAGUUUUCUGACAAAGCUUGUGACCUUGUGCUGCCUCUCGAAGCUGUUAGAAGCUUGUUUGUGAACACCGUCUAGCAAUAGUAUAGUUUUGUAAAUGCUGUUGAGUUUUGUAGACAGAUACCGUAGCAACUGGAAGGAGUGCGUAAUUGACCCUCACGUGUUUUUAUUCUUUGUAGUGAAAGUUUUGGACAGACGUCUACAUAGUUUAUACAGGCGACAUGCCUGGAUGCUUUCAUCAAGGAGUACAGAAAAAAAAAGAUCUGGAGUGGAGCUAAUGUCCCGAAAGUGAAGCCAGGCCGCUGCCAUCUUGCUCAGUCAAAACACACACACAAAAAAAAAACUUCACUGACGAUUACAAUACUCCCUAAUGCAAAAUUUGCUCAAUACUUAUUAUUGCGAUAGCAACUAUAUGGACUCCAGGUGCAUUUCUGCCGUCGCCGUCGCCGUGAGGUUCCGUAUAAUGUCAAAGGGCGAUAUUAUUGCGGUAGCAACUAUAUGGACUCCAGGUGCAUUUCUGCCGUCGCCGUCGCCGUGAGGUUCCGUAUAAUGUCAAAGGGCGAUAAAAUCGUCGCCGCGCGCCGUGUGCUGUAUGUGCGAAUGAAAGCGUGCGAGGGUGAGCUGUCGAUCGCGACUCAAUCUCGCGCACACAGGGGAGGAAAGAGGGGAGGAAGCGCGCCGUCUUCCGUCGCACACUCGCUAAUCGUCUUCCGUGGGUGAAGUGGGUGCGCGAUUCACAACAGCCGCCGCAGACAGUCCUCCGCUCAUGCAGCGGUUUGUUUCCAUAUGUGGUAUCCGUGGACGCGCUCGCCGCAUGCCUUAUCAAUGGCAUCAUCAAUGAACAGAUGACGGCGCGCUACUCUGGCGCCAUCUCGUAGUGGUUGUCGCCGCAGAGCCCGUCUUGGGUAUUGCAGAGCCCGCAAUACGCUUUUGUCACGCUUUCGCGAUACUUUCCUCCGUCUUCCAUCCCCCGCUGCGCUCCGUGUUCACUCUUUAAACUACACUGUGCUCGUUCGGUCGGUUGCGCCGAGAGACGCUGCCGACGCUGAGGGACGCCGACGCUCGACGCAGAAACGGGCGCCUUAGAGCUGCGCUCUAAAAUAUAAGGCUGUAAUGGGGAAUAGGAAGCGCUUUCUUCUCACUUCCCACGUAUUUAAGGUAGUGGCUAAUUUCACCGUACAAGUUCUACUCAAUGCCCAUCUUUGUGUCACUGGUUUUUUUAUGAACCUUCAACGUCCUGCUUCAGCGUCCUGAAAAAAAUAAUAGAUCGUACCAGUACUCAUUAAAAGCUAAAAUUUAGCUAGAAACACCGACAUUUUCUACUUAACCUAUCCAUUAGCAUACGAAAGCACUUAAGUUGCUUGUGGACUCCAGCUGUUGCUCUCUCUCAGAGGUGAAAUAGGGGAAUGCAUCAUGCAACCGCACAAAAACAAGGGACAAAGAAGGAACUCCCUUGUUUUUGUGCGGUUACAUGAUGCAUUCCAAUAUCGCCCACCAACUAGCCCGCCUAUUCCUGUUAAAUGUGAAAUAGGGGCAAGCGCUGGCUUCACUUUGGCUGUUAAGAAACUGCGUGGGCCACCGCUCCAGAAUUGUUUUUUGAAACCUACUUGGUUUGCAUGAGGCAACAUGCCAGGUAUUUUUCUAAAUCUGAGAAGCGUACUCAUCUUUUUGUAGCAUUCGUAUAAUUCCAUCCAGCUUAUUAGUUUUUCGCUUACGGAGCUGUAAACGUUUGCCAUUUUGUUUAUUAUUACGCAUUCACAACGCAGUGAUGGAGCAACUACGCCAAGAGUAGUCAUUUGCGCUAUCUUUGGCCAACCUUGUGUGCGUAUGUGUGUUAAAAGCGAAACAAUUCUCGAACCACGGAGAGCAGCGUCGAGGCAGAAAACACGCGGGGAACGCUGUGGUGACGGCAGAAGACGCUGCGCCAAAUGCGCGAAAUGUGACGGUCAGACGACUAUGCUUACGCAUUUCUAUUUAUCUUUGAAAUAAACGUGCAGUGCUAUUGUCGA
Dermacentor andersoni is the source of this 3967-nucleotide messenger RNA. RefSeq lists its product as uncharacterized. NCBI's taxonomy places the organism in Eukaryota, Metazoa, Arthropoda, Arachnida, Ixodida, Ixodidae. The record is from RefSeq and is a predicted model, not a curated record.